UUCCGUGCUCAUCGGCUUGUGCAAACCAUCUACCCCAACUUUAUCCCCAUGGGCAAAUCAGGCGCAAAAAAGAAGAAACACGCCGCCGCCGCCGCCGCCGCCGCAGUCGAGCCGAAGGCACCGGCACAGCUCCAGCCCCAGCCCCAGGCCCCCGCGGCUAACGGGGCGGCACCGCAUCUGGUGGACCCAGGCGUGCUCCUGCGGCGCGCGCACGAGCUCAAGGAGGAGGGCAACCGCCUGUUCCAGUCCCGCGACUACGCCGGCGCGCUGCGGCAGUACGAGCUUGCGCUCUGCCUCGCCCCGCGCGGCCACCCCGACCGCGCCGUCUUCCACAGCAACCGCGCCGCCUGCCUCCUCCAGCUCCGCCCCGUCGACCACAAGGCCGUCGCCGAGGAGUGCUCCCUCGCUCUCCAGGCCGAGCCGCGCUUCCCGCGAGCGCUCCUCCGCCGCGCCCGCGCGCUCGAGGCGCUCGGCCGCCACGAGCUCGCGCUCACCGACGCCCUUGCGCUCCUCGCUCUCGACCCCGACAAUCAGGACACCGUCGACCUUGUCCACCGCCUCCGCUCCCACAUCUUAUCCCCUUCCACCUCCACCCCUGAACCAACCAGCCGCCCCUCCCCUGCUGCCCUUGGUGCCUCCGCUGUCGUCGCCGGCCUAGGCCCAUCCCUCCCGGCUCGCCCUUUCCCCAAGAAACCAUCACCUCCUCCGCCGUCUGCUCCACUGCAGCAACCAGUUCCUCCAAUGUCCAAAUUUAAUCCGUCGCCAUCGCCCAAGUUGGUACCUCUCUCCAACACCCUGCCAUCUUCUGCCAAUGCCAAUGCAUCAGGUGCUGAUAGCUCCAAGAAGGUCGCACCAACAGCGCCGGUUCCCCCUUCACUUUCAGUGAAGGACAAGUCGCUGAUGGACAACAAGGUUGUGGCAAGAUCAAGGCCGCUCAAGCUGGUGUAUGAUCAUGAUAUAAGGCUUGCACAAAUGCCAGAAAAAUGCAGCUUCCGGACACUGCGUGAAGUUGUGGCGUCACGAUUCCCAUCGUCCAAGGCAGUGCUGAUUAAGUAUAAGGAUGCUGAUGGUGAUCUAGUUACAAUAACUUCUUCCGCAGAACUUCGAUUGGCCGAGUCCUCUGUUGAUAUAACUGGUAGCGAGGUGGUAGAAGAUGGUGCGCGGAGUGGUCAGAAACUUCCAAUGUUGAGACUUCACAUUGUUGAGGUAAGCCCAGAUCAGGAGCCUCCAAUGCCAACAGAAGAGGAGAGGCUGGAGCAGGAUGAUGAGUUGUUGGCGAAGGGCGAAGAUAGCCAUCCAUAUACUUCAACAGCAGAGGUUAGUGAUGCGGAGGUGACGAAACAAGAUAUGGAGAAUAUAGUUGCUGAAGCUGAACAGAGCACCCUGACAGGGAAGAAAGAUUGUGGCCAUGCUGAGUGCAAGGAAGCUGAGAUUGAUGAUUGGCUUCUUCAGUUUGCAGAUUUAUUCCGGAACCAGGUUGGCAUUGAUGCAGAUGCACAUCUGGACCUGCAUGAACUGGGAAUGGAGCUGUGCUCUGAGGCCCUUGAGGAAACAGUGACAAGUGAGGAAGCACAGGCCCUCUUUGAGAUGGCUGCAUUAAAAUUCCAGGAGGUUGCUGCUUUGGCUUUAUUCAACUGGGGAAAUGUGCACAUGUGUGCAGCAAGGAAACGCAUUCCCCUGGAUGAAUCAGCUCCAAAGGAAGUCAUGUCGACUCAGCUUCGCACGGCUUAUGAUUGGGUGCAAGAUAGGUAUGCUAGAGCAGGGAACAAGUAUGAGGAGGCUCUUAAAAUCAAGCCAGACUUUUAUGAAGGGCUACUUGCUUUAGGGCAGCAACAUUUUGAGACUGCAAAGCUUCAUUGGUCAUUUUCAUUAGCAGACAAGGUUGACCUGUCUGCCUGGGAUUCUUCAGAGACAUUCAAGCUGUUUGAGAGUGCUGAGCAGAAGAUGAGAGCUGCAACAGAAAUGUGGGAGAAAGUAGAAGAGCAAAGAAUGGAGGAAUUAAAAGAAACAUCUGGCGAGGCACUGAAGAAAAAGAGGAAGCAACAUGGUGCUGAUGGUCAAGGGGAGUUGACUCCCGAGGAAGCAGCUGAGCAGGCAGCAGUAAUGAGACAACAAAUCCACCUCUUCUGGGGUAAUAUGCUUUUUGAGCGCUCUCAAGUGGAGUUCAAACUCGCAAUUGCUGAUUGGAAGAAGAAUCUUGAUGCAUCUGUUGAAAGGUUUAAGUUGGCCGGAGCUUCAGAAUCAGAUAUCUCUGCAGUGUUGAAGAACCAUUUUUCUAAUGCAGUUUCUGAUUGUGAAGAUCAGAAAGUCAUGACUUCCAGUACAGGAAUUUCCCAAACAAGUGACAGUAUUGAGGAUAAAUGUAUUGUUGAAAGCUAGGAUUUCAUGGUUUUAAGUUGGAUAACAUCCAUGCCCAUAUUCCUGAUAAUGUUUCCUGAAGUUGUUUUAUGACCGCAUAAUUAGAAACUAUAGCCCAAUGAAUUUCCGUGACCUGC
Oryza brachyantha (malo sina) is the source of this 2495-nucleotide messenger RNA. RefSeq names its product protein CLMP1. Gene Ontology annotation, molecular function: protein binding. The record is from RefSeq and is a predicted model, not a curated record. The transcript has a single exon. Lineage: Eukaryota; Viridiplantae; Streptophyta; Magnoliopsida; Poales; Poaceae. Bases 49 to 2379 code for a protein of 776 amino acids.